CCAUUGUAAUAGUUUAAUUGUGCGUGUCGCUUCGAUCAUCGCGGACGUGUGCUCCUCAUUGGCUCAGAUUGGCGGAAAAAUGUCAUAUUGGACUAUUUUUGUGGUUUUGUGUGUUUGGUUUUAUUGGUUGUGGACCCGACGAAGAUACUAUGCAUUAAUUUUUAAAAUAUCGGGACCCCUAGGAUAUCCGCUGUUGGGGAAGACGUUGGAUUUAAUUGACAAAAAUAAAGAUCCCUUAAGUGUGAUACAUACGCACAGCGAGAAAUAUGGCCCAUUGAUGUACACUUGGUUGGUCACCUAUCCAGUUUUGCUUGUCACCGACCCUGAUAUUAUUCGAGAUGUUUUCACAUCGCCGCAUUGCACGAAUAAAAGUGUACUUUACAAAGCGGUCACCAAUGGCGUUGGAAGAGGCCUAUUCUCUUCAGAUGAUCCGGAAUGGGGCGUUCACAGGAAACAUUUGAAUCCUGCAUUUGGACACAAAAUACUACUGAGUUUCAUGCCUAUUUUCAAUCAGGAGGUGAACAAAGUUUUGAAGCUGUUCAAGGAAAUGGGCGAAUGUUCGGAUGUGGUCGCAUUGCUACAAGAUUUAACAUUGAAAAUCGCCAUAAGAACAACGAUGGGAGUUAAUGCAGAUCAAGAGUAUGGCAAUGGACACAACGGUAAUUUAAUAAAAAGCUAUCAGUGUGUUGUAGAAAACAUGACCGAUAUUCUGUUUGCGCCAUGGCUGACCAACAAUCUAAUUCGGAGGGUGUUGGGAGUUUACGAACCGUUCAACUCAUGCAAAGCAGAAAACCGCAACUUUAUUCGAAAGCUCAUAGCAAACAAAUUAAAUGGGAAUGGAAGUGAUGGUAAAAAUGCAGACGGAUCCAAAAAUAUUUUCAUAGAUCAAGCAAUUGAACUUUUGAGAAAAAACUUAUUUACACAGCAGCAUGUGGAGGACGAGUCGAAUACUAUUGUUCUGGGGGCAUUCGAGACGACAGCGAAUACAAUUGGCUAUGUUCUCAUUUUGCUUGCAAUGUUCCCCGAAUACCAGCAAAAAGCCUACGAAGAGCUCGUGUCCAUUUUUCCCGAGGGCGGUGAUUUCGAUGUGACCUAUGCCAAUAUUCAAGAUAUGAUCUAUAUGGAUAUGGUUCUCAAUGAAUCUAUGCGCAUUAUGACGCCGGUACCGUUCGUGGGACGUGAGAAUGUGAAAGAUAUUCAGCUCUCGAAUGGCAUGGUUAUACCGGCCGGAGUACAAUUUGUCAUUAACAUAUUUACCAUGCACAGACGCAAGGAUAUAUGGGGUGCCGCAGCCGAUGAUUUUAACCCGGAUAAUUUUUUGCCUAGUAACAUGGAAGGCAAACAUCCGUAUGCAUUUAUUCCCUUCACAAAGGGAAUACGGAAUUGCAUAGGAUGGAAAUAUGGCCUGAUGUCAGCAAAGGUGGCCUUGGCAAAGUUGCUAAGGAAUUUUCAAUUUUCCACUGAUUUCCAAUACAAUGAUUUGGAAUUUUAUGAUUCGAUUGUUCUCAAACUGAAGCAGAUGCCUGUGCUGAGGAUUACAAGGAGAUAAUUAAUUAUUAUUAUUUUGUAUUAAAAAAUUUAUAUAUAUUAUAAAAUUUAAAUAUUGUAAUUUAUAUAUAAUUAUUAAGUGGAAAUUAGUGUAUUUUAUAAUUGAAAAACUACCGGAUUAGGCCAAAUUUGUAAACGAUAAGGAGAUUAUAACUUGCU
Musca domestica (house fly) is the source of this 1707-nucleotide messenger RNA. RefSeq names its product probable cytochrome P450 313a4 (gene Cyp313a4). Gene Ontology annotation, molecular function: oxidoreductase activity, acting on paired donors, with incorporation or reduction of molecular oxygen; heme binding; monooxygenase activity. The record is from RefSeq and is a predicted model, not a curated record. The transcript is spliced from 8 exons. The coding region runs from base 80 to 1549 and encodes 489 amino acids. Lineage: Eukaryota; Metazoa; Arthropoda; Insecta; Diptera; Muscidae.